Messenger RNA from Dipodomys ordii (Ord's kangaroo rat), 763 nucleotides. Its product is annotated as dehydrogenase/reductase SDR family member 4-like. Gene Ontology annotation, cellular component: peroxisome. Bases 35 to 763 code for a protein of 242 amino acids. NCBI's taxonomy places the organism in Eukaryota, Metazoa, Chordata, Mammalia, Rodentia, Heteromyidae. The record is from RefSeq and is a predicted model, not a curated record. The transcript is spliced from 7 exons. Gene Ontology annotation, molecular function: carbonyl reductase (NADPH) activity. Gene Ontology annotation, biological process: retinal metabolic process.
GAACCCCCCUCCCCCCCCAUCGCAGGCCUGAGCCAUGCAGAAGGCGGGACUGCUGCUUGGUGGCUGUGUGCGGGCGUGGAAGUCCGCGAGGAUGGCCAGUUCCAAGGUGACCCGCCAGAACCCGCUCCAGAAUAAGGUGGCCCUCGUGACGGCCUCUACCGACGGGAUUGGCUUUGCCAUCGCCCGGCGUCUGGCCCAGGAUGGAGCCCACGUGGUUAUCAGCAGCCGAAAGCAGCAGAAUGUGGACCGUGCAGUGGCCACGCUGAAGGGGGAGGGGCUGAGUGUGACAGGCACCGUGUGCCACGUGGGGAAGGCCAAGGACCGGGAGCGCCUGGUAGCCACGGCGGUGAACCUUCAUGGAGGUAUCGACAUCCUCAUCUCCAAUGCUGCUGUCAACCCCUUCUUUGGGAACCUAUUAGACACCACUGAGGAGGUGUGGGACAAGAUUCUGGACAUUAAUGUGAAGGCUGCAGCUCUGAUGACAAAGGCAGUAGUGCCGGAGAUGGAAAAACGAGGAGGUGGGUCAGUGGUGUUUGUGGCUUCCAUAGCAGCCUUCGCACCAUUUCCUGGCCUGGGCCCUUACAAUGUGAGUAAAACAGCCUUGCUGGGUCUUAGCAAGAACCUGGCCCUUGAGCUGGCACCAAAGAACAUUAGAGUGAACUGCCUGGCACCUGGACUCAUCAAGACUAAUUUCAGCAGUGUGUUCUGGAUGGACAAAGCAAAAGAGGACAGCGUAAAAGAAAGCAUGCGUAUUAGCAGGUAA